Messenger RNA from Drosophila sulfurigaster albostrigata, 2062 nucleotides. RefSeq names its product serine protease grass-like. Gene Ontology annotation, molecular function: serine-type endopeptidase activity. NCBI's taxonomy places the organism in Eukaryota, Metazoa, Arthropoda, Insecta, Diptera, Drosophilidae. The record is from RefSeq and is a predicted model, not a curated record. Gene Ontology annotation, biological process: proteolysis. The coding region runs from base 53 to 1972 and encodes 639 amino acids. The transcript has 10 exons.
AGUUGUGAAUUUUGAAAUUAGCACGCAGUGCAUUUACAGAUCUCGAACUACAAUGUUCAAGCACAGCGUGAUUUUCUUUCUUGCUUUUGGCUUAACGAUCGCUUUUUCGCCUAUCGAUGUUGAAAGAAAUGCGGACGAAUUAUGCAUUAGAGGCGAUUCAAAUCCGGGAUAUUGUGUACCCCGAAGACAAUGUUCGUUCAUUGAAAAUAUUUUUUCGGAAAUACGUCCUGGAAUUCCACCCACAUUCGCUAAUAGAUUGUAUAUACAAAAAUCGAAAUGUGAAUCAAGGCCAAAUGAUAAUAGACAUGUGUGCUGUGAAGAAAAUGAAAAGAUUGACCAGGCAAUUCACGAUCUGUCAAUAGAAGAUUGCGGAAGAUUUCAAACGGAUAAGAUAAUUGGUGGUACUGAAAUUCAAUUAAUGUCCAGACCCUGGAUGGCGCUUCUUAAUUUUAGAACCAAUGAUGGAAAUAAUUCUUUCACAUGUGGAGGCACGCUGAUAAACAAACGUUACGUACUAACAGCUGCUCAUUGCUUCUCAAAUCAAAAACUACUAUAUGUGCGUCUGGGAGAACACAGCAUUAGACAGGAAAGAGAUUGCAAUGGGAAUAUUUGUGCGCUACCAGUUGAAGAUAUUGGCAUUGAACGCAUUUUUGUGCAUGAAAAGUACUCACGUCAAACUGGUCAUAAUGAUAUUGCUUUAGUGAAACUCUCCAAGGACGUAGAAUUCCGAGAAAGCAUUACGCCCAUUUGCCUGCCAACGUCCGAGAUUCUUCAAAACAAUGUCAAGACUAUGCAAAGAUUCCAUGUGACUGGAUGGGGUAGAACCGAAAACACUAGUUUUUCUGAUGUUCCAAUGGAAACCGGUGUAAAUCGAGUAGACCACUCAAUAUGUCAGAAAUCAUAUAAUAGAGAAAUAACUUCAACUCAAAUAUGCACUGGAAGCGUUGGAAAAGACUCUUGCAAUGGUGAUUCGGGUGGACCACUGUCAUAUGUGGCUUUUUCGAAUGAUUAUCAACGGUUUGUACAGUAUGGAGUUGUGAGUUUUGGAUCCCGCACAUGCGGUGACGGUCAUCCGGGUGUCUAUACAAACAUUGGCAAUUACAUUCGUUGGAUCGCCUACAAGAUUGCCACCAAAAGAUAUGUGUGCUGUGAAGAAAAUGAAAAGAUUGAUCAGGCAAUUCACGACCUGUCAAUAGAAGAUUGCGGAAGAUUUGAAAUGGAUAAGAUAAUUGGUGGUACUGAAAUUCAAUUAAUGUCCAGACCCUGGAUGGCGCUUCUCAAUUUUAGAACCAAUGAUGGAAAGAAUACUUUCACAUGUGGCGGCACGCUGAUAAACAAACGUUACGUACUAACAGCUGCUCAUUGCUUCUCAAAUCAAAAACUACUAUUUGUGCGUCUGGGAGAACACAGCAUUAGACAGGAAAGAGAUUGCAAUGGGAAUAUUUGUGCGCUACCAGUUGAAGAUAUUGGCAUUGAACGCAUUUUUGUGCAUGAAAAGUACUCACGUCAAACUGGUCCUAAUGAUAUUGCUUUAGUGAAACUCUCCAAAGACGUAGAGUUCCGAGAAAGCAUUACGCCCAUUUGCCUGCCAACGUCCGAGAUUCUUCAAAACAAUGUCAAGACUAUGCAAAGAUUCCGUGUGACUGGGUGGGGUAGAACCGAAAACACUAGUUUUUCUGAUGUUCCAAUGGAAACCGGUGUAAAUCGAGUAGACCACUCAAUAUGCCAGAAAUCAUAUUAUAGAGAAAUAUCUUCAACUCAAAUAUGCACUGGGAGCGUUGGAAAAGACUCUUGCAAUGGUGAUUCGGGUGGACCACUGUCAUAUGUGGCUUUUUCGAAUGAUUAUCAACGGUUUGUACAGUAUGGAGUUGUGAGUUUUGGAUCCCGCACAUGCGGUGACGGUCAUCCGGGUGUCUACACAAACGUCGGCAGUUACAUUCGCUGGAUCGCCUACAAGAUUGCCACCAAAUAAAUUGAACAAUCUAAUUUACUACAAUUCAAAGUUCAUAUAGCAGUAAAUAUUCACGUUAAUUAAGACGUUCUAUAAAAUUUAUUGAUAAUG